GAUUCCAACCGUUGGCGAGGAAUGAGAGACUUUGUCAUCGUCUUUAGCUCCUCCUCCGCCAUAACUAAUCCUCACCAUCACCACCGUCGCUGUUACGCCACCGCACCAGAACCCAACCGAAAAGCUAAAUCCAAUUCUUCUUUCACCAAGCUACUCCCGUCACUACCUCAGCAACACUCACCUUCUCCUGCUCCAGUUUCCGCGAGUCAUUCUCUCUCUAAUCACUUCUCUAAGGUCGUAAGAUGGAUUCCAGAUGGCUCGUUGGAGUAUUACGCUGAUUUCGCCUCGAAGCUCGCUGAGGAUGGCCGAAUUGAGGACGUCGCUCUCAUCGCCGAGACCUUGGCUGCAGAGUCCGGAGCUAAUGUGGCACGUUUCGCUUCCAUGGUUGAUUAUGAUCUCUUAUCGAAAGGGAUUUCGUCGAAUCUUCGACAAGGUAAGAUUGAGAGCGUUGUUUACACUUUGAAGAGGAUUGAGAAGGUAGGGAUUGCUCCAUUGGACCUUGUCGAUGAUUCGUCUGUGAAAUUAAUGAGGAAACAGUUUCGUGCAAUGGCUAACUCUUUGCAAGUGGAGAAAGCUAUUGACUUAAUGGAGAUACUUGCUGGUCUCGGAUUCAAAAUCAAAGAGCUGGUGGAUCCUUUUGAUGUUGUAAAGAGUUGUGUUGACAUUUCCAAUCCUCAAUUAGCUAUUAGAUACGCAUGUCUUUUGCCGCAUACAGAGAUAUUGCUUUGUAGAAUUAUUCAUGGUUUCGGAAAGAAAGGAGAUAUGGUCUCUGUUAUGACAGCAUAUGAAGCCUGUAAACAGAUUCUGGAUACUCCUAACAUGUAUAUAUGCCGCACCAUGAUAGAUGUUUGUGGCCUGUGUGGUGAUUACGUUAAAUCGAGGUACAUAUAUGAGGAUCUUCUCAAAGAAAAAAUUAAGCCAAACAUUUAUGUUAUGAACAGCCUAAUGAAUGUUAAUUCCCAUGAUCUUGGGUACACACUAAAAAUAUACAAGAAUAUGCAGAAACUUGAUGUUACAGCUGACAUGACAUCCUACAACAUACUACUGAAAACAUGUUGCCUGGCUGGACGGGUUGAUCUUGCCCAGGACAUAUACAAAGAAGCAAAGCGAAUGGAAUCUUCCGGACUUUUGAAGUUGGAUGCCUUUACAUAUUGUACUAUUAUAAAGGUUUUUGCAGAUGCAAAGAUGUGGAAAUGGGCACUCAAAGUCAAAGAUGAUAUGAAAUCUGUUGGUGUAACCCCAAAUACUCAUACAUGGUCGUCAUUAAUUAGCGCCUGUGCCAAUGCAGGUUUAGUAGAGCAGGCAAACCACCUAUUUGAAGAAAUGCUUGCAUCUGGUUGUGAGCCUAAUUCUCAAUGUUUCAACAUCCUACUGCAUGCUUGCGUUGAAGCUUGCCAGUAUGACCGAGCUUUUCGUCUUUUUCAAUCUUGGAAGGGAAGCUCAGUUAAGGAAGCGUUAUAUGCAGAUGAUAGUAAAGGUGGCAUUUCCAGCCAAAAUAGAUUGAAAAAUCAUGGUCCUGGGUCUUUGGUGAAUAGCAAUUCUAAUUCACCUUAUAUCCAAGCUUCAAAUAGAUUUUGCUUCAAGCCAACAACUGCUACAUAUAAUAUACUCUUGAAAGCCUGUGGUACCGAUUACUAUCGAGGAAAAGAAUUAAUGGAUGAGAUGAAAAGCCUAGGUCUUGCACCAAAUCAAAUAACAUGGUCGACUUUGAUCGAUAUGUGUGGAGGUUCAGGCGAUGUAGAAGGUGCGGUACGGAUUUUGAGAACUAUGCAUUCGGCUGGAACCAGACCUGAUGUUGUUGCCUACACAACAGCAAUCAAGAUCUGUGCGGAAAAUAAAAGUUUGAAGUUGGCAUUUUCUUUGUUUGAGGAGAUGAGGAGAUAUCAGAUCAAGCCAAACUGGGUCACUUAUAAUACACUUCUUAAAGCACGAAGCAAAUAUGGUUCUUUACUUGAAGUGCGGCAAUGCUUGGCCAUAUAUCAGGACAUGCGAAAAGCAGGGUACAAACCGAACGAUCACUUUCUCAAGGAACUUAUUGAAGAGUGGUGCGAAGGAGUCAUACAGGAAAACGGUCUGAGCCAAGAAGUAAGCGACCAAGAAGGAGAUGCAGGGAGACCUGUAAGCCUACUCAUUGAAAAAGUAGCUACACACAUGCAAGAGAGAACAGCCGGAAACCUUGCAAUUGACCUUCAAGGACUUACCAAGAUUGAGGCUCGACUUGUUGUUCUAGCAGUUUUGCGAAUGAUCAAGGAAGACUAUAUGCGUGGUGAUGUUGUAAUAGAUGAUGUGUUGAUUAUCCUAGGAACCGGUGAAGCAAAUUCCGAUUCAGGAAAACAAGAGAUUACUGUGAAAGAAGCGCUAGUGAAGCUUCUACAAGAUGAAUUGUCUCUCGUGGUUCUUCCUGCUGGACCAAAAAAUAUCAAACAGGAUGCACACUGUGUGGAUGAUGCAAAACAAGAUACAGUGCAUACGCUAGAGACCACUACGUCACUUGUCAGUAUAUCCUCAACAAGGAGACCUGCGAUUCUGGAGAGGUUGAUGGUGACAAAGGCGUCUCUGUAUAAGUGGUUGCAGCGCAAAAAGUAGCUGCUUCCGACUAGUACUUACUAAUCAAUCAUCUUUGUAUUU
Molecule: messenger RNA, 2628 nt
Organism: Arabidopsis arenosa
Lineage: Eukaryota; Viridiplantae; Streptophyta; Magnoliopsida; Brassicales; Brassicaceae
Source: the annotation of a GenBank genome assembly